GUGGGAAUGUAUAAAAGAGUAUUGUCAACAACCAAAAUGGGCUGCGGUAAUGUGUCAGAUGACAUUAUUCCAUUUCUUUUUUGUUCGUUUGCAGAAUAAUCGUAUGACAAAAUUAUGAAUCUAAGCAGGCCAAUAUUCUAUUAUUAUAGCAAUAUUUCACUGCUAUAUUGUAUGCCAUCGAUUAAAGAAAUCGAAUGCAACUAGAAAGUUUUCGAUGUGUAAAUGUGGCUUUGUGGGCGCGACGUAAUAUCAUAUUCCUUCCGAUGCAAUCACGCCUGACGAUGGCGUGCGCAAAAAAAAAAAAAAAAAUCCAAAGGGAAAAAAAAGUGGAGGUUUCACAACCCAAACUGUUUCUUUCAUGCACGCUUCUCGUCGACCACUGUUUUCAACUCCAUGCCAUUCCACCUCCCAAAAUUACGAUAUCCACUUGGAUCAGCAACUGCAUCAAAUUACAAUCCGAGAUGAACACCAUCUCAAAGAUCGUCUUUCGGAAUUACCGAUGGAACUCAAGAUACGGAUUUUCGUGCUGGCACAGAAUCCGCAAUUGGUGAAGUCGGCAUCCACAUUUUGGAAACUAUCUCGAGCGUCCAUGGUACGGGCACGGUACCUUGUUCAACGGUUUGGUAAAACUGCGGCAUUAGGUGAACGAAGUAUGAGUUAUCGCAUUGUUUCGUUACAAGUGAUUGCGGAUAUACUGAAAUUACGCUGCAAUCCCCGAGCCGAUGGCGACUGGUUAUUUUGGAAAGCGUGUGAAAACCACCACGAGCAGCUUGCCAAGAUGCUUCUUGACGCCAUGCAACCAUCAAAAGAGACACUUCACCAUCUCCUCAAUGUGGCUGCUAUGAAAGGUGCCAAUAAUAUCAUUGACUUACUCGUUCAUCAGUAUGGAGCGGAUAUUCAUCACAACGGGGACGACUUGGUGCUGAUGCUUGCCUGUGCUGAAAACCAGGUGGAUGUUGUGCGCCAUUUAGCCAGGCAUUACAACUGCGAUCUUCACAGCAACAGAGAACGUCAUUUACGUCGGGCUUGUUUGCACGGUUACACGGAUUUGGUUGAUUUAUUGAUCCCUGGUGCUGACAUUCAUGCGUAUAACGAUGCUGCUUUACAAAAUGCCGCCCACAAGGGUCAUGCUGCAAUUGUUGCACGAUUAAUUGACGUUGGCGCCAAUGCUGCGGCAAACGAUAACGCUCCCAUUCAGUAUGCAGUAGUCCAUGGCAACACCUCCCUUGUAGCCUGUUUAAUCGCUGCCGGAGCUGAUCCACGAUGUCACCAGGACAAACCAUUGCGGAUCGCGAGUCGACAUGAUGUGGUGGGAGUGAUUGCUUUACUAUUGAGACAUGGUGCGGAUCCGAAUACUGGUAAAGGAGUUCCUCUGCGUGAGGCUAUCCGGGCUGGCCAUGUGGCCGUUGUCAACGUUUUGCUUCAAUUCGGUGCAGAUCGUCAUGCCUACGGAGCGCUAAAAGGUCUUGCCGAUGCCAUUGUGAAGAAUGAUCUGGACAUGGUUCGAUUUUUGACCAAAGCAGGUGCACGUUUGGAUCACAAUUGGAUAGCGCAGACGAUGAGAUCAGCCAAACGCAAGAUAUCUAAACCAAUGCAACAACUGGUGGCUGAUUGGCAUGAUUCUCGGUCCAACAACGCAGCAGAUCAUUGAAAUCAUUGUUUAUCACUUCCACAUGUAAAUAGUUUUUUUUUCUGCUGUAUCUAGCAGAUACAUAGUCUAUACUUUUAUUUUUAUUUUUAUAUCAUAGUUGAAUGAAACACCAAAAGCAACAUGUGCUGUACAUAGUACCCAUGAU
Molecule: messenger RNA, 1796 nt
Organism: Radiomyces spectabilis
Lineage: Eukaryota; Fungi; Mucoromycota; Mucoromycetes; Mucorales; Radiomycetaceae
Product: ankyrin repeat-containing domain protein
Exons: 1
Coding region: 359-1651 (430 amino acids)
Molecular function (GO): protein binding
Source: RefSeq, a predicted model, not a curated record